This is a messenger RNA of Gopherus evgoodei (Goodes thornscrub tortoise), 1783 nucleotides long. It is a transcript of the gene RBM43, whose product is annotated as RNA binding motif protein 43. Gene Ontology annotation, molecular function: RNA binding. NCBI's taxonomy places the organism in Eukaryota, Metazoa, Chordata, Testudines, Testudinidae. The record is from RefSeq and is a predicted model, not a curated record.
GACUGAUGAAUGGCCAGGCUGUCAGGGAAACGAAACUACGAAGUGAAAGUAAAUCGGCAUCGUCGCCGCGUUUCCGGGGCCAGGCUGCAAGCGGUACAACCAUGGCCACAGGACGAGCUGCCAAGUCUGAGAAAACAAUUGUGGUCUCUGGUAUUCCAGAUGGCAUUGUGAAAGAUGAUGUCAUGGCUGACAUAUUGAUGAUUCAUUUCCAAAAGCCGAAGAAUAGGGGUGGAGACGUGAAGGAUGUAGUUUAUCCAACAACAGUAAAAGGAGUUGCAUACAUAAUCUUUGAAGAUCAAGAAGUUACAGAGAAUGUUCUCCAGAAAGAUGAACACAGACUAGAGGACAAGAGGCUGGGCAGGUAUUAUCCUCUGAAAAUAUCUCUCUAUAGUGACAUGUUUUCACCUGUGUCUCGUCCUGUUCUUGAUUUGUCCAUUUUUGGAGAUAAAUACAUUUUGGACAGAUCUGGUGCAGGAGCUUCAGAAGACUAUCCAGCCUUGAGCUUCCGUCCUUUGCAUCCAAUGGGCAAAUUUCUGUUCAAGGGUUCAUUCCCAGCAAUCAAGUCACCUAAAGACAAUUUGUUAUUAAACAAAUUCCUUUCCAGGAAGGGCAAGAGGGGAGAGAGAAAGCCGGAUCAAAGACCUAACAGCAGGACCGAGAAGUGUGGACUAUUUGUGGAGCCAAAUAAUACUUUUGUCCAUAAUGUAAACAGGGAAGAACAGGUGGUUGUCCUUGACACAGAUAUAUACUGCUACAUGAAACGUUUUUUAUACAAGGAAAGUCUGGCAAAAUUACAAUUUGUAAGUCGUGGAGUCACAGAUGGUGAGAUCACCACAAUAUAUCUAGAAAAUGCCAGCGCAAGUUCUGAUUCUAGAGAGUUAGAAAGAGCCAAAGAGGAAAUUGAUUUGUCUGCAAAACUUCAUUGCAGAUUACGUAAAGAAAGAUUCUCUUUGAUGGCAAACACCAGGUCUGAAAGGCUGAAAUAUAAACGAGCAUUUGAGAGCAUAAAAUCUCGAUUCCCCAAAGUUCUGGUUAUUCAUUAUGAUACUCACAUUGAUGUGAUAGGAAGUUCCUCUGAGACAUAUGAGUUUACCCAAGAAGUGGUUAGAACAGUAAAAAGCCACUUCCAAAAGAGAUUCAGGAGGUAGGAGUUGUUUAGGUGCUGUAGGUGAUGCCUGCGAGCUAGGACUUCCUGAGAGCGACAUCUGGUCACCAAAGUAUAGUCUCCCAAGGGAGUGGUAGGAGCCCUAUUGCUGGGGACUUUUUGUAAAGGAGGUUUUCCACUUCUAUAACUUCCAGCGAGGGAUUUCAAAGCACUUUGCAAACUUCAAUUAAUUAGGGCCCAAUCCUGCUCCCAUUAGAGUUUUGCCAUUGACUUCACACAGCACCCUAAUAGUAUUAGGAGCAUCAUUUUACAUGUUGUGGUUUCUCCAUCAUUAAAAGAAAAUGCAGACCCUUCUACAUCACUGCUGAUGCAGUCCUACAAUAUGUGCACAAGCAGUUCUCACAGUACAGGAAGCAUGGACACUAAGACAAAAGUCUCAAAUACUGACUUAAAUUUCAGACAAGUAGCAAAUGAUCUGUUCAUGCAUCUGGUGAAAUUAAAGGGCGUAGAAGUUAGUUUUCAUAGUGAAUGGACCAUCCCUGUUUUUUGGUCUCUACUCACAACAAACGAGUGCCUCUUGUGGCUAUAUUAACAUACGCUCUUUUUAUGCAUGUUUUUGUUUAAUAAGUCACUUAGUUUUACAUGUAAAACAUGUUUUGAUAAACUUUUUUCGUUCUA